GAUGAAGUUAACAACACAGUUCAACACACAAGGUCAACACCAGGCGGUCUGUUUUGACGAGAUGUAGCUCAUUGUCUCGCGUUUAUUUCGUGUCCAACAACUUUAAGAGCUCAGAUAAAAAAAAGUUUUACCUGUAUUCGUCAGCGGUAGUAAUUCUCAUCACACUUCGCCGUCAUGAGCGAGGUGUGUGUCCGGGUGGCGCUCCGUAUCCGUCCCCUGCUCCGCAAAGAAGUCCUCCACAACCACCAGGUGUGUGUGCGGGUGGUGCCGGACUCCGCGCAGGUGAUGCUCGGCUCAGACCGACUCUUCUCCUUCGACCACGCAUUUGGACCGACAGCCAGCCAGGAUGAGGUGUACGAGUCGUGCGUCCAGCCCCUGGUGGAGUCACUGGUCGACGGCUACAAUGCCACUGUCUUCUGCUAUGGACAGACAGGCUCAGGGAAGACAUACACACUCGGAGGGGGGAGCCUAGAUGAAGAGGGAGGAAUCAUUGACCGUGUGGCCCAGGAUGUGUUCUUGUCGCUGGAGGAAAAGAGGAAGAACAGCGAUGGUGUGGAAGCCACAGUGCGGGUCUCAUAUAUGGAGCUGUACAGGGAGGAGCUGAGAGACCUGCUGGAGCUGCACACUAUUCACAAAGAGCUUCAUAUUAGAGAGGAUGAAAGGGGAAACACUGUGGUGGUGGGAGCCAAAGAGAUGGUUGUCACCUCAGCAGAGGAGCUACUAAGCGUUCUCGAGACGGGGAAUGCCCUGCGACACACUGGCACAACAGGAAUGAACGAGCACUCCAGCCGCUCUCAUGCCAUCCUCACCCUUCAGCUUAUCCAGUGUUGCAACAACAAAUCCUCCUUAAAAUCCGUCAGCUCUUCCAAACUCUGUCUGGUUGACCUUGCUGGCUCGGAGCGUGCGGGAAAAACUGGAAACACUGGAACAAGACUGAAAGAGUCUGUUCAGAUCAACACAGGCCUGCUCGCUCUGGGCAACGUCAUCCGUGCCCUCUCUGACCCCGCUCGAAAUCGGCGUGGUAACAGUUGCAACAGUGCACACAUACCGUACCGUGAUGCCAAGAUCACCCGUCUCCUCCGUGAUUCACUAGGAGGCACCGCCCAUACGCUCAUGGUGGCAUGUGUAAGCCCCUCUCACCCCAGUGUAGCUGAGACUCUGAGUGUCCUGCAGUUUGCAUCCAAGGCCCGGCACAUUCGUAACCGUCCUGGAGUUAUAUCUUCUCAUACAGACGUUAAAUCAUGUCCUCCAACCUGGGACCCUGGUGAGGCUCGAAUGGGUGAGCUUGAGUAUGAAGUACAGACACUAAGAGAACUACUUAAAGAAAAGGAGAGAGAGAUGGAAAGGGAGAGGACACACGGAAGAGCUGGAGAGGGGGACAGCUUCAAACAGUCCUGUCAGAUGUCUGAUUCAGAUCAGAAGGUGAACCAAGAGGAACCAUCACAGUACCGCGUCCUGGCACUGGAAGCUGCAGCCCUGCUUGCAAAUAUCUCUGGCCCCACUUCAAGUCAUUCUUUCAGGCAGCGUCUGCAGGAUUGGCAGGAGAGACUCAUGGCUGUCAAUCAAUUGCAUCAAGCUAAUGAGAAAGAUUCUUCAGAGGAGGAUGGAGAUCAACCCCACCAUGUCACCAUAAUAAAGCUAAGAGAAGAACUCAACAAAUGCAAGGAAGCUCUCACCAUAGAGGAACAGCUGUUGGAGCAGAAAGAGGCAGAGCUGAGACAGGCCCGAAAAGAAGUAGAGGAACUUCUUCAAGAGAGCAAAACCUACCUUCAGGCCUUGGAGGAAGAAAAGGAACGUAGUCGUAUACAGACUGAACAACUUGUGGACCAGCAGAUCCUCAUCAGUCGUCUUCGCAGUGAUCUUUUGACCUUAAGGGGUGCUACCUCAGGGGCUGCCAUAGAAACCGGGGCUUCAGGCAAAAGACCCCACAGUGUCCCUCUGAUCAGACACAGCUGGGGACACGGACCUCCCAGGAGGAUUCACUCCAGCCCCCCGGCCUAUUCACUGGAGAGGGUGAUGGCAGCUUUUAAGAUGCGCAGUCAACUCCUGCUGGCUGAAAUCGAGGAGAAGGAUGAGGUGUACUGUCCAUUCAUAAAACAACGGGCAGAGAGCAAAGACAAGGAUCAAGAGAAGGAGGAGGAGGGAGAUGAUAACUUUGUGGGCAGAAUGGGAUUGAGGCGUCCUUUAAAUCGAACAUGGACCGGCCAGCAGAAGAAAUCAGCUCUGAAAGAGAAGAACGCUGGAAUAGACCAAACAUCAAAUGGAAAUCCAAUAGUACAACAGCCUCAACGAGCCACAGGAACCAAGGAAAACCUUGGUGAGCAAAGCCAUAUGAGAAAGGUGAGGCUAAGAGCCAGCAUCACUCAGAGAAGGAUUCAAGAUCUGUCAGUCAACAUGCGCUUGAAAGAGGAACUCAUCAAAGAGCUUGACAAAACUGACAAGGAGACCCAAGCAGUGGACAGACAUGGCAGGCACAGUGAUGAUGGCAGCGUCUUGGCAAGACUCUCCAUGCAGAGUCAGCAGGUCCGAGCAGAGCUGUACCACAGCCUGAAGCACAUGAGACUGCAAAAAGCACAGCUUCAGAGCAGCCUCAGGCAGCAGAGAGAGGCCAACAACAACAAAGAACAUGACCAAAAUUGGGAGGUCAGAGCAGAAGAUUUGACUGUGUGCCAAAACAAUCACAAGGAAGAGUUAAAAGACAAGCCGCAUGACUUUAUUUGGCUGGAGGAGGAGGAGGAGCAGGUACUUAACAAGAGAGCAGAGCUGCAGGAGCUGGAGGAGGAGCUGAGGAGGAGAGAGGAGGUGCUCCUGCGCCGGGAGGCCUGUCUACAACAGAAAAACAAACUGGAGACCAAGAUGCUACGCUCCAGUCAGGCUCUGAGUCAGGACCUGAUGCGUGUGUCUGUACGGUUGGGGUCUCUGGAGGAGCAGCUACAGAGCAGCAGUAGUAUAAGGCUGACUAGAGGACUCACCAUGGAGGAACUGGAGAAAGAGAGGGAUACACUUAAAAAGAGAAGAGACACUCUGGAUGCCCAGCUGAAGGACAACAGAGUGCUCACGGUGGAGGAGGAGCAUUCUCUGCUUCAGCUGGAGGAAGCUAUUGAAGCUCUGGAUGCAGCUCUGGAGUUUAAAAGCCAUUCCAUCCAGGACAAACAGAAAAAGCUGCAAAUCACAGACUCCUCUUCGCAUCAAUCACAAAGCACUGAACCCGCUAAACUAUGUGAUGUCAUCAGAAAGCUGAAGGGACUCUCAUCUAAUGAGGCUUCGGAGCUGCUAGUCAAAUAUUUUAACAAGGUUGUUUGUCUUCGUGAGGAAGAGCGCCAUUUGCGUUUGCAUUGUGAAGAGCUGCAGCUUCAUGCUGGAGAACAAGAGGUGGUGGUGCGGGAGAUGGAGGUCGCCAUGCAGCGCCUGGCCCUGGAUGCGGACCGAAGACUCACCCAACAACACCAAGAUCACCAGAACAACAUCCAGCUACUGCUGCAGAAACUUAAAGAGGGUGGUGCAGGAGAGGCUAUCGAAGACAGACUGCAGCAUCUGGAGAAAGAGCUGUUUUUCUACAAAAGCUCCAGCAGGGAGCUUAAAAAGAAACUCAAGGAGGUUGUCACUGAUGCCCUACACCCUGUCCAUCAGCCCUCACACACACAGGAACUCAGACAAAAGCACAAUGUGCAGAUAAAUGCAAGUGCAAAAGACCCCCAGAUGCACACUGGUGAGGUACAGACACGGACACAUAUUGCAACAACAUACACAAAGAUACAAGCUGAGCAAACGGACAAAAACACACACAAUGAUCCUCAUAUAAAAAGACAUGCAUAUCCAAUCACCAGUCCGUCAUCGUUUUCUGACCCCCAAGCAUGCAAAAUGACACAAAUGCUUCAAUACAACCACACACACUCGCAGUCUCAGGGGUGUGAAAGGGCUGCUGGUCACUCUGGGGAAAGUUCAGAGAUGACACCGGUCCGUUUAUAUCGCAGAGAGCUGAGACAGAUCUCUACAGCUGACCUGCAGGUCUGUAGUUCUGCCACAGGGAGGCGACAGUCUGUUUUGGAUACCAGCACAGAAUCAAUACUAGAAGACUCAAUAGAAGUGCCCAGAAAAACUGACAGAUGAUUUAUCGUGCUAGCUAUGAGUCACUUGGCAGCAGCAGUGUGUACAUCAGAUUCUAGUUCUAGUCUAGGGUGCUAGUAAACAAAGAAAAUAAGUGUCAUAGCAUAUGACAUUGACUCAUUUAAUUUUCAUGAAAAAUCCCCUCAUCCUGAGUAUCCUGUGAAAAUGUAGAAAUAGAUUUAAAAUACUGGUGUAUAUUUAUUGUAUGUACAAAAGAAUGUGUGUGAAGCUUUACAGUUAAUGGUAUGAAGAUAAAAAUGUUUUUCUUCUCAGUUUUUCUUUAUAAAUGGUAUGUUGUUAAACAUACCCAUAGCACACAAUAGUGAAACCCCUAAAAAUGAGAACAUAAUGGUUUAUGAAAAGAGGAGAACAAAGUGCCCGAAAUGUAUUGUAUUUAUUAAAAUAUCUUCAAUGUGAACCAGUUCAUUUUGUUGUUAUAGCACUGUCUUAUUUAUCUUUAUUCCUUGGUGGUUUCCCAUCCUGGCUAUGCUAAACCUUGUGGAGUUGUGCCAUUCAGUAAGAGAAGAAAGGCCAGUGUUGCCAUGACAACAUAAUGACCCUGAGAAAUACAGAGAGACAUUUUCAAUGACUUGGCAGCCUUUUUACCCUUGAAAAUAUACUGAAAUGUAAUAUUUUGCUCUUACAAAUUUUUGUCACCGCUCUUAGAAAAUACUAAGUACUAAGUGCUAAGUACUAAGAAUGUACACUAUACAUUCCAUGUUUUGGAUCAGCACUAAUUAGCACUUACAAUAGCCAGUCCACUAGAUGUAAGUGUCUGCACUACAGUAAUAAAAAACUUGAUAGUUUUUUAUUCAUUUGAUUUUUUUUUUAUACAAAUGUUUUAUAUCUGUGUGCAGUGUGUACUGUUAGUUGUAUGUUGAUUGCUGUGUAAAAUAUUUUUAUAUGGGUGACUUUUAGUCAAAUGCAUUAAACUUUAUAU
Centropristis striata (black sea bass) is the source of this 5047-nucleotide messenger RNA. Its product is annotated as kinesin-like protein KIF27. The transcript is spliced from 15 exons. Lineage: Eukaryota; Metazoa; Chordata; Actinopteri; Perciformes; Serranidae. The record is from RefSeq and is a predicted model, not a curated record. Gene Ontology annotation, biological process: microtubule-based movement; mitotic spindle organization. Bases 175 to 4110 code for a protein of 1311 amino acids. Gene Ontology annotation, molecular function: ATP binding; microtubule motor activity; microtubule binding.